CUUUUCCACAGCUGUGAAUGUGGUUCGUCUGGUCUGCGGCUGCGCUGAGAGUAAUUCGACCCUCAAACCCGGAUGUAACCAACGCCUAACCUGUCCAAAGAAAAACGAUGCAAACUAUAAAAUGUGUUGUGGUAGGGGACGGUGCAGUAGGAAAGACCUGCUUACUGAUCUCCUACACAACCAACAAGUUCCCCUCAGAAUAUGUGCCCACGGUUUUUGACAAUUAUGCAGUGACAGUGAUGAUUGGGGGCGAGCCCUAUACACUCGGCCUAUUUGACACAGCAGGUCAGGAGGAUUAUGACAGGCUGCGUCCUCUCAGCUAUCCACAGACGGAUGUGUUCCUUGUAUGUUUCUCUGUCGUCUCCCCCUCAUCAUUUGAAAAUGUCAAAGAGAAGUGGGUUCCUGAGAUUUCUCACCACUGCCCACGCACACCCUUUCUGUUAGUGGGCACACAGGUGGAUCUGCGGGAAGACAGCAACACGAUCGAGAAGCUGGCGAAAAACAAACAGCGCCCCCUAUAUCCUGAGAGCGGAGAGAAGCUGGCUCGUGAGCUCAAAGCUGUCAAAUAUGUGGAGUGCUCUGCUCUGACACAGCGAGGGCUUAAGAAUGUGUUUGACGAAGCCAUCCUGGCAGCCCUGGAGCCCCCUGAGACCAAAACCAAGAGAAAAUGCGUCCUUCUAUAGAUGAACAACGACAGCGAGAGACCUAACGGUGUAAAAAAAAAAAUAGGUGGGGUCAAUGGCCAUUUUGAAAAAAAAAGGACAAAACUAAAGGGGAAGGGAGGUACAAUGCCAUUGAGACUUAUUUCAAAAACAAGUGUACACUGAUUGUGCCUUCAAAAUAAACUUUGAAAGAGGCUGAGGGAGCAAAACUUCAGCAUGCAGCAAAUGCAGUAAGUGUCACCUAUCUCCUUUCUGAAAGCUUUUAGAAAUUGCAGUGUUCUCUCUACAAAUAUUAAGGUGGGGCGGGCCCCCCUGCCUGUCACUGUUGCUCCUUUUUUAUUUUUAAAGAAAGAUUCUUUUUUAUAGUUGCCUUUGACUUUCUUGUUUUUCUCUGUGUUUUUCUUAUUGGGGCCUAUUCAGGCUUUUAAACCCAGUGUAGGAAAUGGGGAAACACUUUUAACAUUAAGUUUUUUCAGUGGACUUUGGGUAAUACAAUAAAAGGUGCAACUUAA
Messenger RNA from Perca fluviatilis (European perch), 1174 nucleotides. RefSeq names its product cell division cycle 42, like (gene cdc42l). Gene Ontology annotation, biological process: modification of synaptic structure; small GTPase-mediated signal transduction. Gene Ontology annotation, molecular function: GTPase activity; GTP binding. NCBI's taxonomy places the organism in Eukaryota, Metazoa, Chordata, Actinopteri, Perciformes, Percidae. Bases 108 to 683 code for a protein of 191 amino acids. Gene Ontology annotation, cellular component: dendritic spine. The transcript is spliced from 6 exons. The record is from RefSeq and is a predicted model, not a curated record.